AAUGGCACCAGGAGGGACAGGAGGGCGGAGGAAGACGACGAGGAAGGAGGAGGAGGAGAAGAGAGAAGAGAAGAGGUGGUGGUGGUGGUGGUGAAGAGCUGAGAAGAUCAUGAUGUUUGUGUUAGCCUUGGGUCUUGUCCUGACUGUGGCUCUUCUCCUUGCCUUUCUCUUCAGCGCCUUCAUCUUCUUCAUCAUCCUUACAAGCAAGCAGUACAAAAACAGCACGAGUCUCCUCCACCUUCAGCUGAUGGGGGCCGGGGUGCUGCUGUCCCUCCUCUUCGUCAUCUUUACAACGCCCUCCAUCAUUCAGGGUCGAUGGUUGCUGAAGGGGUCGCUGUGGCCAGGCGGAGACUCACCAAGGGGCCACGCGGUCCUGGACGGCAACGACUCCACGUCUUCCGCGGCGCUGUCUUCGCCCACCCUGGAGGAGGCGAGCGCCUGCGAGUCCCCGCCAGACGCCGCCCAGCAGAGCGACGUGGUGUGCCGCCUGUAUGGCUUCCUGCUAGUGACGCUGCACACGGUGGCGGUGUGGGUGGUGGUGGGACUACACUGCGACAAGUACUGCGCCAUCGCCACGCCGCUGCGCUACAACCAACUGGUCACGCGGCCCAGGGUGGCCAUCUGCUCCGCCCUGGCAUGGAUGCUGGGCGUCGGGCUGGCCGUGCCGCCCCUCGCCACGUCCUACGGCUACACUUACACCCAGGGCGUGUGUCUGCCCGCUUGGUUCCUGCCCGAGGCCGCCGCCUACACGUGGACACUGACGGCGUGCUGCAUCGUGCUGCCCUUCGUUAUCAUCCUCAUUGUGAACACGCGCAUCGUGCUCAUCGCGCGCCACCAUCAGCACCGCAUCUUCUCCGCCAUCUUCGAGGUGAUGAUGUCGGCGCAGGCCACCGUCACUCACCAAAAGAACCCUUUCGACAUUCCAAAGAAGAAGCGCAAGUCGGUGUGGACAGUAUUAGAGCAGAUCGCAGCCUUUGUGGCCUGCUAUUGCCCCUUCUUCUGCACCGUGGCGUGGGAGUCGCUGCACGGCCGCUGCGCCAACCAGUACUGGGUGCUGCUGGGUACGGCGCCCCUACUGGCCACGCCGCUCGUCAACUCCUUCAUCUACGGCUUCAAGUGUAAGAAUAUCCGUAAGGCGUUCAGAAACUACCUCAGGAAGAAGCUCUAUAAGACAGAAAUGAAGCACGAGAUCCAGGCACGCAUACCAUCCGCCAGCAACUCGCGGCGACCCUCCAUCUCCUCCACGCUGGCCAUGCCCAUCCUGCACCGCUCCCUGCAGCGCCGCAUGUCAGACUACCUACUACAGGACGCCGCCGCAGCACCGCAGCCCAAGCUGGUGCGCCGCUCCUCAGACCUGUCCUGGCACCCACUGGAGGACGGCACGCCCUCUCCCACCCGCUUGCGCCGCCCCAUGGAUACCACCAAACUGCAAUUCGCUGCCGCCGCCUCCUCGGAAGGUUCGCGCUCCCCCGCCAGUAUGUCCAACUUCCUGACAGUGCCCACCUUCGAGGCGGCGCGAUCCUACUGCCUGGGACAGCAGCGCGUGCGUCUGUCCCUGUCCUCGCUGGACUCCGAGACCAGCAUCACCCUGCAGGACGAGGACUUCCCCGGCCAGGCCUCACUACUGCACCCAGACCCGGAGCUCGGCAUGCCCAAGUCCCGCUCGCUGGAGCUGCCGCUGGCUAACCAGAGAACGCAGCCCACCAGCGAUAAGGUGGCGCCAGAUUGCCAGACGCCGCUGCUAUUCAAGGCCUUCGAGAAGCCCGCCCGCAGCGCCAGCCUCAACUCCUCCUCGCCGCACGUCCUGCGCACCCUGGAGGCGAUCCUGUCUGUGCGCAUCUCCCAGUCACUGCUGCGGCGCGGCUCAGGCUGGGGCGGCUCUCAGGGCAGCCUGGAACGCCUCUCAGCAUUCCUGCGGGAUAGUCGCCGCCCCGCCAGCAACUGCUCCCCCGCCUCUCUCCGCCGCCAGCAAGCUGUGGAGGACACGGACCUCAGCGUGCUCACCACCUUCAUCACGCCGCUGGCCAACGGCAACGCUUGCGUGGCGCCCUGCGACCAGGAGCCCCGGGAGACUCCCCUGCUGGUGCCCUGAGGAGGACCCUGCCGCCCCGUUAGUGUAGCGUGUGUAGCCUCACCCACCCUCACACUACUGACUGUGAAAUAUAUGGAUUAUGGAGGUACUGA
Molecule: messenger RNA, 2184 nt
Organism: Portunus trituberculatus (swimming crab)
Lineage: Eukaryota; Metazoa; Arthropoda; Malacostraca; Decapoda; Portunidae
Exons: 3
Coding region: 110-2092 (660 amino acids)
Biological process (GO): G protein-coupled receptor signaling pathway
Cellular component (GO): membrane
Molecular function (GO): G protein-coupled receptor activity
Source: RefSeq, a predicted model, not a curated record